Molecule: messenger RNA, 1572 nt
Organism: Antrostomus carolinensis (chuck-will's-widow)
Lineage: Eukaryota; Metazoa; Chordata; Aves; Caprimulgiformes; Caprimulgidae
Gene: TRAF2
Product: TNF receptor associated factor 2
Biological process (GO): positive regulation of canonical NF-kappaB signal transduction; regulation of apoptotic process; tumor necrosis factor-mediated signaling pathway
Cellular component (GO): cytoplasmic side of plasma membrane; cytosol; plasma membrane signaling receptor complex
Molecular function (GO): ubiquitin-protein transferase activity; tumor necrosis factor receptor binding; zinc ion binding
Source: RefSeq, a predicted model, not a curated record
CUGGAGAUACAGUCAGAAUUUUUCGUUCACAUGGCAGCAGCAAACUCGACUCCGCCUGGCUCUUUGGAUCUAAACCAGCCCGGAUUUGCAAAGGAGAUCCUGGGAACUAAGCUGGAGGUCAAAUAUCUCUGCUCCGAUUGCAAGAAUAUACUGAGGAGACCCUUUCAAGCUCAGUGUGGACACCGCUACUGUUCCUAUUGUCUGAAGAAAAUUAUAAGUGCUGGACCUCAAAAGUGUGCCAGCUGUAUUCAGGAAGGAAUAUAUGAAGAAGGAAUUUCUAUUUUGGAAACAAGCUCGGCUUUCCCAGACAACGCAGCUCGUCGGGAGGUGGAGAGUCUGCCUGCUGUCUGUAUUAACAGUGGCUGCACUUGGAAGGGGACUAUCAAAGAAUACGAGAGCUGCCGUGACAGGAGCUGCCCGUUCCCGUUCUUGGGGUGUAGGGGGAUGAUCCAGGAGUGCCCUGAGAGAAACCUCAACCUCAAAAUACUGCAAACUCUUUUCUGCUUUCCUGAUAUUGAGGCUCAUGACGAAGUCUGCCCUGAAUUUCCUCUGACUUGUGAAGGCUGUGGGAAGAAGGUUCCGAGGGAGAAGUUUCGGGACCAUGUGAAGACUUGUGGCAGAUCUAAGGUGCCUUGCAGAUUUAAGGUUGUCGGAUGUGCUGAGGUGGUGGAAAAUGAAAAGCUAUCAGAACACGAAAGCAAGUGUUUGGCGGAGCAUCUCUACAUGUUACUGAGUUUUGUGCUCAGCCUCAAGACUGGGUCUGGAGACUUAAAGCCCCUUCAUGCCCUUUCCUCAUCGCAAAACAGCUCCCCACUACUGGCAGCAAAUUCUCUGUGCUCAGAGUCGGAACUCUCCAGGUCCCUGGAGCUCUUGGGAAGAUGUGAGGCCCUUGAGAGGAAAACGGUGACCUUUGAGAACAUUGUCUGCGUGCUCAACCGGGAGGUGAAAAGGGGUUCUCAAACAGCCGAAGCCUACAGUCGGCAGCAUCGACUAGACCAGGAGAAAAUCGAAACACUGAGUAACAAGGUCCGGCAGCUGGAAAGGAGCAUUGGGCUCAAAGAUCUGGCCAUGGCUGAGAUGGAGGAAAAGAUCCGCAACAUGGAAGCUUCCACCUACGAUGGUAUUUUCAUCUGGAAGAUAACAGAAUUUGCCAGGAAGCGUCAGGAGGCGAUAACAGGCCGCUCUCCUGCCAUCUUCUCUCCAGCUUUCUACACAAGCAAGUACGGCUACAAGAUGUGUCUGCGUGUUUACCUGAACGGGGACGGCACCGGGCGUGGGACCCAUCUGUCCCUCUUCUUUGUGGUGAUGAAAGGACCCAACGACGCGCUUCUGCGGUGGCCCUUCAACCAGAAGGUAACCCUGAUGCUCCUGGAUCAGAGCAACCGGGAGCACAUCAUCGAUGCCUUCCGACCCGACGUGACAUCCUCCUCCUUCCAGCGACCCAUCACUGAGAUGAACAUUGCCAGCGGCUGCCCGCUGUUCUGCCCCGUCUCCGUGAUGGAAGCCAAGAACUCUUACGUGCGUGAUGACGCCAUCUUUAUUAAAGCCAUCGUUGAUCUCACGGGCCUCUAA